Anopheles bellator is the source of this 653-nucleotide messenger RNA. RefSeq names its product protein yippee (gene Yippee). The record is from RefSeq and is a predicted model, not a curated record. Lineage: Eukaryota; Metazoa; Arthropoda; Insecta; Diptera; Culicidae. Bases 173 to 520 code for a protein of 115 amino acids. The transcript has 4 exons.
AUAUAAACAUAUAAACAAAGAAAAGUGCUACGAAAUUCGAUUUCAUUUCAUUUCCUUCAGACAGUAAACAACAACUGGCGACAAUCUCACCGUAAACCAUCGCCACGGUCGAAGAAGCUCUUCCGGAUCGAGUUUGCAGCUUCGUCUUUGCUAUCCAAUAGAGAGACGCAGGAUGGGUAAAGUAUUUCUCGAUCACAUCGGAGGCCAGAAGCUGUACAAUUGUGCUGCCUGCGAAACCAAUCUGACCAACAAGAGGGAAUUGAUCAGCACAAGAUUCACCGGGGCCACAGGGCGUGCCUAUCUGUUCAAGCGAGUGGUCAAUCUUACGUACUCUCAGGUUCAGGACCGUGUUAUGCUCACUGGUCGCCAUAUGGUUCGCGAUGUGAUGUGUAAAAACUGCAAAGCCAAACUGGGCUGGAUGUACGAGUUUGCUACCGAAGAAACGCAAAAGUACAAAGAGGGACGAGUUAUCUUGGAGCAUGCCCUCAUCACCGAAUCCGAAGGCUUUCCGGAUGUGUGAACGCGUGAAUCGUUAGAUUUAGGCCCUCCCUAGUUGAUAACGGGUCGCGCUGUUUACACCAGCCUUUCUUUAUUUAAGCCCUACGUGUAUCAUCAUCCACUACAAAUAAAUCGACCGCUCAUUUGACGCCCAA